This is a messenger RNA of Galeopterus variegatus (Sunda flying lemur), 3636 nucleotides long. RefSeq names its product hepatocyte growth factor (hepapoietin A; scatter factor) (gene HGF). Lineage: Eukaryota; Metazoa; Chordata; Mammalia; Dermoptera; Cynocephalidae. The transcript is spliced from 19 exons. Gene Ontology annotation, molecular function: signaling receptor binding; serine-type endopeptidase activity. Gene Ontology annotation, biological process: proteolysis; negative regulation of apoptotic process; positive regulation of protein phosphorylation. The record is from RefSeq and is a predicted model, not a curated record. Bases 201 to 2393 code for a protein of 730 amino acids.
GCGAAUUGGUCCUCUGCCUGUGCCUUGAUUUAGCUGUUGGGUUGAGUCUUGCUCCUCCCUUCCCCACUCGGAUAGGAGCCACUGGGAUCUGGAGCUCCAGCUUCCAAAUUGAAGCUGGCCUCAGGCCAGGUGACCUUUUCUUUGAUUCUUUCACCCAGGCAUCUCCUCCAGUGGGAUCCGCCAGCACGUCCAGCAGCACCAUGUGGGUGACCAAACUUGUGCCAGUCCUGCUGCUGCAGCACGUCCUCCUCCACCUCCUGCUGCUGCCCAUCGCCAUCCCCUAUGCAGAGGGACAGAAGAAAAGAAGAAACACACUUCAUGAAUUCAAAAAGUCAGCAAAGACUACUCUAGUCAAAGUAGACCCAUUACUGAAGAUAAAAACCAAAAAGAUGAAUACCACAGACCAAUGUGCCAAUAGAUGUAUUAGGAAUAAAGGACUUCCAUUCACUUGCAAGGCCUUUGUUUUUGAUAAAGCAAGAAAACGAUGCCUCUGGUUCCCUUUCAAUAGCAUGUCAAGUGGAGUGAAAAAAGAGUUUGGCCAUGAAUUUGACCUCUAUGAAAACAAAGACUACAUUAGAAACUGCAUCAUUGGUAAAGGAGGCAGCUACAAGGGAACGGUAUCUAUCACCAAGAGUGGCAUUAAAUGCCAACCCUGGAAUUCCAUGAUACCCCAUGAGCACAGCUUUUUGCCUUCGAGCUAUCGGGGUAAAGACCUACAGGAAAACUACUGUCGAAAUCCUCGAGGGGAAGAAGGGGGACCGUGGUGUUUCACAAGCAAUCCAGAGGUACGCUACGAAGUCUGUGACAUUCCUCAGUGUUCAGAAGUUGAAUGCAUGACCUGCAAUGGGGAAAGUUAUCGAGGUCCCAUGGAUCAUACAGAAUCAGGCAAGAUUUGUCAGCGCUGGGAUCAUCAGAUACCACACCGGCACAAAUUCUUGCCCGAAAGAUAUCCCGACAAGGGCUUUGAUGAUAAUUAUUGCCGCAAUCCUGAUGGCAAGCCGAGGCCAUGGUGCUAUACUCUUGACCCUGACACCCCCUGGGAGUACUGUGCAAUUAAAAUGUGCGCUCACAGUACUUUGAAUGACACUGAUGUCCCUAUGGAAACAACUGAAUGCAUAAGAGGCCAAGGAGAAGGUUACAGGGGCACCAUCAAUACUAUUUGGAAUGGAAUUCCGUGUCAGCGUUGGGAUUCCCAGUACCCUCACCAGCAUGACAUAACUCCUGAAAAUUUCAAGUGCAAGGACCUAAGAGAAAAUUAUUGCCGAAAUCCAGACGGGGCUGAGUCACCCUGGUGUUUUACCACCGACCCAAACAUCCGAGUUGGCUACUGCUCCCAGAUUCCAAAAUGUGACGUGUCAAGUGGACAAGAUUGUUAUCGUGGGAAUGGCAAAAAUUAUAUGGGUAAUUUAUCCAAAACGAGAUCUGGACUAACGUGUUCGAUGUGGGACAAGAACAUGGAAGACCUACACCGUCAUAUCUUCUGGGAACCAGAUGCUAGUAAGCUGAAUAAGAACUACUGCCGGAAUCCUGAUGACGAUGCCCAUGGACCCUGGUGUUACACGGGGAAUCCUCUCAUUCCUUGGGAUUAUUGCCCUAUUUCUCGGUGUGAAGGAGAUACCACACCUACAAUAGUCAAUUUAGACCAUCCAGUAAUAUCUUGCGCCAAAACAAAACAAUUGCGAGUUGUAAAUGGGAUUCCAACACGAACUAAUGUAGGAUGGAUGGUUAGUUUGAAAUACAGAAAUAAACAUAUCUGCGGAGGAUCAUUGAUAAAGGAAAGUUGGGUUCUUACGGCAAGACAGUGUUUCCCCUCACGAAACAAAGACUUGAAGGAUUAUGAAGCUUGGCUUGGAAUCCAUGAUGUUCAUGGAAGAGGAGAUGAGAAACGCAAACAGGUUCUCAAUGUUUCUCAGCUGGUGUAUGGACCCGAAGGCUCUGAUCUGGUUUUACUGAAGCUUGCCAGGCCCGCUGUCCUGGAUGAUUUUGUUAGUACAAUUGAUUUACCUAAUUAUGGAUGCACAAUUCCAGAAAAGACCACUUGCAGUGUCUAUGGCUGGGGUUACACUGGAUUGAUCAACUCUGAUGGUCUAUUACGAGUCGCACAUCUGUAUAUUAUGGAUAAUGAGAAAUGCAGCCAGCAUCAUCAAGGGAAGGUGACUCUGAAUGAGUCUGAAAUAUGUGCUGGGGCUGAAAAGAUUGGAUCAGGACCAUGUGAGGGGGAUUAUGGUGGCCCACUUGUUUGUGAACAACAUAAAAUGAGAAUGGUCCUUGGCGUCAUUGUUCCUGGUCGUGGAUGUGCCAUUCCAAAUCGUCCUGGUAUUUUUGUCCGAGUAGCAUAUUAUGCAAAAUGGAUACACAAAAUUAUAUUAACAUAUAAGGUACCACAGUCAUAGCUGAAGUAAGUGUGUCUGAAGCGUCCAUCAAUACAUCUCUCUUUUACAUGAAGAUUUCAGAGAACAUGGAAUUAAAAUAUUACUUAAAACAAUCCUAAGACAAUUACUUGAGUGUCAUGUUUGUUAAGAUACUCAUUAAUAUUUAUGGGUGUUUUCUGUUGUUCUGUUUUGUCAGUAUUAUUUUGUAAAUGUUGAAGUGAAUUAAGGUACAUGUAAGUAUAGUAACAUAUCUCCUGAAGAUACUUGAAUGGAUUAAAAAAUGCAAGGUGUAAUUGCUGGAUGAUAAAAAGUUUAAUGAAGACCAAUUAAUCUCUCUACGCUGCUUUCCAAGGUUAGUUUCUUAACAAUGAAUAAACCAUAAGUUAGAUGUUAUUUUAACCUCACCAAAACAAUUUACACCCUGUGUCCUUAAAUUGUAACUCUAUAUUAAAUUAUAUUACCUUUCAAAUGCCAUAAGUUAUAGUUUAUUCUUUUUUCUCCACUGUGUAUCCUGCCAUACUGGUAUACAAACAGACAUGUAAAAACACAUAGCCGUGUACACAUGCCUGGGUGCAUAUGUGCAUGCUUACAGUUUAAAUCGUGGUGUAUCUAAUAUAACACCUAAAUAUUUUAAAAGUAUGUACCUAUAGUUUUUUCUCGAGAAAAAAAUAUAAAUUUCUAAAGACCAGUACAAAUAUUAAGGAAAGGUCAUGAUAGAAAUGACUAGCUCAUCCUCUGUACCUAAUCUGCAAAUGACCUCCACUGGUUGGCAUUUCAGGUGUGGUCAUGACCCACAGAGUUAAAUAAUGCCUAAUCUAGGUGUUGACAUGAAUUUAAUUAUCCUAGUUGUUUCAUGGAGUUUCUAAUUCUUAAAGGAAAGAGAGUAAUAUGUUUAUUUGCAUUAAUUCUUUUCUCCAAAUUUAUUUAUGCAAGAUGUUUAUAGAUUCAUUUUCCUAAAACAUUUUUUUUUUAAAUUCUCAGAGAAGUGUCUAAUUGAAGAAGUUUAAAAGUGUUUUGGUCAUUAAAAAUAUAUUUAAGUAGGUUAAUUCCAAGACUUGCUUCUGUGAUUGGCUUCUAGCUCACUCUCUUUAAAUUUAAAAAAAAAUUUUAAGAAGAAAAUUUCUGUAUGUCUCCAAAGUUUUGUAAGUAGCCCUUCAUCAAAUCAUGUAUGAAAGUAUACAUUGGAGGAAAAAAAAUGAAAAUACGUUUCUCAGCCUGAAAGUCGUUUAGCCUAAUAAAUCUUUUUUCAAGCAAAUGAAAAAAU